Aspergillus bombycis is the source of this 1440-nucleotide messenger RNA. RefSeq names its product aldehyde dehydrogenase family protein. Lineage: Eukaryota; Fungi; Ascomycota; Eurotiomycetes; Eurotiales; Aspergillaceae. The record is from RefSeq and is a predicted model, not a curated record. The coding region runs from base 1 to 1440 and encodes 479 amino acids. Gene Ontology annotation, molecular function: aldehyde dehydrogenase (NAD+) activity. The transcript has 9 exons.
AUGUCGAAGUACGAAUCGAGAUUGUUCAUUAAUGGCGAUCUAGUGGAGCCCUCCAAGGGAAACACGUUUCCCCUACUCAACCCGGCAACCAAUGAGUUGGUUGCGAACAUUCCCAUCGCCGAGGAGGAUGAUAUUGACAAAGCAGUCGCAGCAGCCGAAAAGGCUCAGCCUGGAUGGGCUAGACUGCCUGCCCGCAAGAGGGCUGCUAUUAUUAGAAAGUUUGCCGCUCUUAUGGAUGAAAACAAACACAAGUUGAGUGAGCUCGACUCGAUUUGUAUGGGGAAGCCUCUGCAUGACGGCCUCGGUGAUGUACAGGAAGCAUGCGAUAUUACCAACUACUUUGCCGGCCUUGUUGAGAUCGCGGACGGUGAGACCUCAUUAAACUCGCCAGACUCCCUUAACAUCUCCAUGCGACAGCCGUUUGGCGUGGUGGCUUCCAUCAUUCCCUGGAACUUUCCCACUAUGAUCUGGUGUCAUGAUGUUGUACCCGCAUCUGGAGCUGGAAAUGCAGUUAUAUUGAAGACAUCAGAAAAGGCCCCGCUGAGUGGAGUUCUGCUCGCCCAACUGGCAUAUCAAGCUGGGUUCCCCCCAGGAAUUAUCAAUGUCGUGUCAGGUCCUGGCCAAACUGGAGCCCUGCUUUCUGCUCACAUGCGUAUCAGGAAGAUUAGCUUUACUGGGUCCACCGGAACAGGUCGUGCCAUUAUGCAGGCUGCCGCGAAGUCCAACCUGAAGACUGUCUCGCUCGAGCUUGGAGGGAAGUCUCCACUGUUGGUCUUCGACGAUGCUGAUCUAGAAGCGACGGCAGCCGCCGCUGUCAAGUCAGUUACCUUCAACUCAGGCCAGGUUUGCACGGCAUCCUCUCGCCUGUACGUUCAGAAGACCGCCGCGGACCAGUUCAAAAGGCUGGUCUCACAGCUUAUGUUGAACCUGCGGCUUGGGGACCCUCGGACAACGAACACUGAUAUGGGCCCUCAAGCUGACAGCAAGCAAGCGGCAGCCGUGGCAAGGUAUCUAGAAGCGGGACUGCAGGACGGUCAGGCGCUGGUAGGUGGGAAGAGAGCCUUGGAUGCAGGGGAGAACUUUAUUCAUCCUACCAUUUUCUCCAAUAUUCCUGAUAAGAGUAAACUUGACAUGGAGGAGGUCUUCGGUCCCGUCUUGGUGCUACAUGAGUUUGACACCGAAGAAGAGGCCGUCCGGCGUGCGAACGACACUGAAUAUGGUCUGUAUGCCUCAGUCUUCACAAAGGAUGUCAGCAGGGCUUUGCGCGUGGCGCGUGCCCUUGAGGCCGGUAAUGUUGGAGUCAAUUGCACCUCGCCAGAUGGCGCCUACGAGCUACCAUUCGGUGGUUGGAAGGCGUCGGGCAUUGGAUCCCAAAAAGGAAGUUCUGCUAUCCUAGAAUGGACUCAGGGCAAGUCAGUGUAUAUCAAUCACUCCGCCUAG